AUGGACGAAGACAGCUCCCCCAGCGCCAUCACGCCCGUCGUGCACUCCCCGCGCCGGCCCUCCGCCCUCGCGCGCCGCUUCACCGCGCGGCUGCGCUCCCUGCGGCGCGCCUUCACCACGCGCGACGGCCUCGUCGGCGACUACGACUACGCGUUCCUCUUCCGCCCCAACCUGCCCUUCAUGAACAAGGGCGGGCCCACCAGCAGCCCCUUCUUCGGCGUCAACGACCGCAUGCCCGUCUUCCUCGCCAUGCUGCUCGGCCUGCAGCACGCGCUGGCCAUGCUCGCGGGCGUCAUCACCCCGCCCAUCAUCCUCAGCGGCAGCGGCGGCGCGAACCUCUCGGGCGCGGACCAGCAGUACCUGGUGUCGACGGCGCUGAUUGUGUCGGGUAUUUUGUCGGCGGUGCAGAUUAACCGCGUGCGCAUCCCGAAGACGAACUACUUCAUCGGCACCGGCGUCCUCUCCGUCGUCGGCAUCUCCUUCUCCACCAUCCCCAUCGCCCUCGGCGCCUUCCGCCAAAUGUACGCCAACGGCUUCUGCCCGUCCGACCCGGACACGGGCGCGCCGCUCCCCUGCCCGCACGGCUACGGCGCCGUCAUCGGCACGUCGACCGUCUGCGCCCUGACCGAGAUCCUCAUCUCCUUCCUCCCGCCCCGCGUCCUGCUCAACAUGUUCCCGCCCAUCGUCACGGGCCCCACCGUCAUGCUCAUCGGCGUGCACCUCAUCGAGAGCGGCUUCAAGGACUGGAUGGGCGGCAGCGGGUCGUGCGCCGACCCGGCCUCCGCGGGCGAGGCGGCGAGCUACUUCGCCCUGUGUCCGAAUAUCGACGCGCCGCAUCCGCUGGCCUGGGGGUCUGCUGAGUUUCUGGGCCUGGGCUUCUCCGCGUUUAUCACGAUUAUCUUGUGUGAGCGCUUCGGGUCGCCGAUUAUGAAGUCCACGUCCGUCGUCAUCGGCCUGCUUGUGGGUUGCAUCAUCGCCGGCGCGACGGGCUACUUUGACGCCACGGGCAUCGACUCGGCGCCGGUCGCCUCCUUCAUCUGGGUACGCACCUUCCCGCUGACCAUCUACGGCCCGCUGGUGCUCCCGCUCAUAGCCGUGUACGUCAUCUGCGCGACGGAAGCGGUCGGCGACAUCACGGCGACGUGCGACCUCUCGCGGCUCGAGGUCGAGGGCCGGACGUACGAGUCGCGCAUCCAGGGCGGGUUACUGGCGGACGGGCUCAACUGCAUCGUCGCCGCGCUCAUGACCAUGACGCCCAUGAGCCGCUUUGCGCAGAAUAACGGCGUCAUCGCGCUGACGCGCUGCGCGAACCGCACCGCCGGCAUAGCGUGCUGCUUCUUCCUCAUCAUCAUGGGCGUGUUCGCCAAGUUCGCCGCCGCGCUGGUCGCCAUCCCCAAGCCCGUCCUCGGCGGCAUGACGACGUUUCUGUUCGCCGCCGUGGCGGUGGCCGGUAUGGCCAUUGUGGUGCGCGGCGCGGCGUUUGACCGGCGCACGCGCUUCAUCCUCACGACGGGCCUGUCGCUCGGCUACGGCGCCACGCUGGUGCCCAAGUACUUUGACAAUGUGUUUACCUACAAGGGCGACAACCACGCGCUGCAGGGCUUCCUCAGCGCCAUCAUCCUCGUCAUGGAGACGGGCUUUGCCGUCACCGCCGUGGUGUGCAUGUUGCUGAACCUGGUGCUGCCGCCCGAGAUGGAGGAGGAUAUUGAUGCGCGGAAUGUUGAGCUCGUGGAGGGUGAGGGCAAGGGGACCAAGGGCGACGGCGAGGAUGGCGAGACGGAUGCCACGCCGAGGCGCUUGUCGCAUGGGUAG
Molecule: messenger RNA, 1812 nt
Organism: Purpureocillium lilacinum
Lineage: Eukaryota; Fungi; Ascomycota; Sordariomycetes; Hypocreales; Ophiocordycipitaceae
Biological process (GO): xanthine transport; transmembrane transport
Cellular component (GO): plasma membrane; fungal-type vacuole
Molecular function (GO): xanthine transmembrane transporter activity
Source: RefSeq, a predicted model, not a curated record